Messenger RNA from Nyctereutes procyonoides (raccoon dog), 5013 nucleotides. RefSeq names its product carbohydrate sulfotransferase 15 (gene CHST15). Gene Ontology annotation, molecular function: N-acetylgalactosamine 4-sulfate 6-O-sulfotransferase activity. The transcript has 11 exons. Bases 1016 to 2701 code for a protein of 561 amino acids. Gene Ontology annotation, biological process: hexose biosynthetic process. NCBI's taxonomy places the organism in Eukaryota, Metazoa, Chordata, Mammalia, Carnivora, Canidae. The record is from RefSeq and is a predicted model, not a curated record.
AUGGGGCGGGGGGAGGGUUCUCUUCGGAGGUUUCAUUCGCCAUCCGCACGUCACUCCCAAACUUUUCCUCCCUGCGCUCGGGGAGUCAGGUUGACGCGCCCCGGAUGCGGGGCUCCAGGCGCGGGGCUGGGCGCGCUCCCGCGGGGCCCGAGCCGCACAGGCUCCGGGGCUGCGCUCGGGCUUCGCAGGGUUGUGACUGUGGAUGCCAGAGUUGAGUGAGGUUAUCAGACACUGAGCCUGUUUUCUAAAAUGUGUAAAGGAGGCUUCGAAACCACCACCGUGUAACUUCAUUCCUCUGCGUGAAGGAGGUAUGCACCAACCUUUCAGCGCUCGCUGCAAGACCGCUGGCUUCUUAGCAGCCUUAGAAGACAUAGCAAGUGAAGACAGUGGAUGACACACGCUUUGGGCCCAUCAGGAAGACCCUGCAGGUUGCACAGUGUGAAAACCCCUGUUUUAGACAAAGCACGGAUGAGGUGUCUCCGUUAUCAGGAAAGGUAAUCCGACAUCUUAAAGAUUUUGCUCCCCCUGAAGAGGAAACAUUUUAAAGGAACACGGGAUGUAGAAGAAGAAAUCUUCACAGGCCUCUCCAAGGAUGGCAUGCCGACCCAUCCCUCACUGAGACCAUGAUCUCUUCUAAUCUCUUGGAUGUUUCCAUGUUCUCCAGCGAGAAUUCUUCUACUUUGUUUUGUGCCAUGGGAAAAACCUGAAACAGGCAGCGUUGCUCCCAAACUUGGGGAUUUUUCUAAGAUUGUAGUGGCUCUUACAGAACAUGACAAUUGGAGAUCACUUCUUUUUGUUGUCUUUCAAACUUGAACCAAAGAAGGCCCUUCCUCGUUCUCUAGUGCGUUGGUGCCUACUCAUUUUUACAUUAUAUUUGUUUCCGUUGCUGGUGCCUUAAAACCAUCUUGUAUAAUCAAAAGACCUCCUUUAACGUUUUCCAGCACACCUUGCAUAUAUCUGGGCUCCUCAGGGGCUCGCCCAUGGCUCUGUGCGCCAGCAGUCCAAGGGCAUUACCAUGAGGCACUGCAUUAAUUGCUGCAUACAGUUGUUGCCCAACAACGAGCGCCAACAGCAGGUGGGCUGCGGAGGAGGCCCUCUUCACAGUCACCCGGAGUGCCCCGCGUGCAAAGGCGAGAACAAAAUCGUGCUUCGUGUGGACGGUAAGCAGAUGAACUUGCUUGCUGUUCUCGAGGUGAGGGCUGAGGGGAACGAGAGCUGGGGCAGGUUUCUGCGCUUCAAGAAGGGGAAGCGAUGCAGCCUCGUUUUUGGAUUGAUGAUAAUGACCUUGGUGAUGGCGUCUUACAUCCUUUCUGGGGCCCACCAAGAGCUUCUCAUCUCCUCGCCUUUCCAUUACGGAGCCUUCCCCAGCAAUCCCAGCUUGAUGGACGGUGAAAACCCGAGUGACGGGAAAGAGCACCAUCACCAACCCUCUGUAAAUAAUAUUUCGUAUGUCAAAGACUACCCAAGCAUUAAAUUAAUUAUCAACAGCAUCACAGCCAGGAUAGAGUUCACCACUAGGCAGCUCCCAGACAUAGAAGAUCUCAAGAAGCAGGAAUUGCACAUGUUUUCAGUAAUCCCCAAUAAAUUUCUUCCAAAUAGCAAGAGCCCGUGUUGGUACGAGGAGUUCACGGGCAGGAACACCACCGACCCGUACCUGACCAACUCCUACGUGCUCUACUCCAAGCGCUUCCGCUCCACCUUCGACGCCCUGCGCAAGGCCUUCUGGGGCCACCUGUCCCACGCCAGCGGGAAGCACUUCCGCCUCCGCUGCCUGCCGCGCUUCUACAUCAUCGGGCAGCCCAAGUGCGGCACCACCGACCUCUACGACCGCCUCCGGCUGCACCCGGAAGUCAAGUUCUCCGCCAUCAAGGAGCCCCACUGGUGGACCCGGAAGCGCUUUGGAAUUGUGCGCCUGAGAGAUGGGCUUCGGGACCGCUACCCCGUGGAAGAUUACCUGGACCUCUUUGACCUGGCUGCACACCAGAUUCAUCAAGGAUUGCAGGCCAGCUCUGCAAAGGAGCAGAGCAGGAUGACCAGAAUCAUCAUAGGGGAGGCCAGCGCCUCCACCAUGUGGGACAACAAUGCGUGGACGUUCUUCUACGACAACAGCACGGACGGAGAGCCGCCCUUUCUCACCCAGGACUUCAUCCACGCCUUCCAGCCGGACGCAAAACUGAUUGUCAUGCUCAGGGACCCCGUAGAGAGGUUGUACUCCGACUAUCUCUACUUCGCAAGUUCGAAUAAAUCUGCCGACGACUUUCAUGAAAAAGUGACGGAAGCUCUGCAGCUGUUUGAAAAUUGCAUGCUCGAUUAUUCCUUGCGUGCCUGUGUCUACAACAACACGCUCAACAAUGCCAUGCCUGUGAGGCUCCAGGUCGGUCUGUAUGCCGUGUACCUUCUGGACUGGCUCACUGUUUUUAACAAAGACCAAUUCCUCAUUCUUCGCCUGGAAGACCACGCAUCCAACGUCAAGUACACCAUGCACAGGGUCUUCCAGUUCCUCAACCUCGGGCCCUUAGGUGAGAAACAAGAGACCCUGAUGACAAAGAGCCCCGCGUCCAAUGCGCGGCGUCCUGAGGACCGGAACCUGGGGCCCAUGUGGCCUGUCACCCAGAGGAUCCUGCAGGACUUCUACGGGCCUUUCAACACCAGGCUGGCGCAGGUGCUCGCCGACGAGGCGUUCGCCUGGAGGAAGACCUGAGGGCUGCGUUCCCUCUGUGGUUUCCACUGUACCACGAUUGAAAAGUCUGUCUUUGUGGGGGGGCCCUUUUACUCACAGUGUGGAGAAAACCCCGAGAUUCUUCUUCCCCUCCCGAGGCACGUGUUUAGCAUAACCAUUUGUGGUGUGAAAUAAUCUGGCAACUGACCCUUUGCAGGGCCUCUCCAGCCGAGGCCAUUGGAAAUCCACUUGGGAAACUGUUCCCUCCGCAGCAGCGUGGCCAGGCUGCGGGGGUGAGGCGGGCGGUGCCGGUGGGGGCGCUGGGGGAUGGGCGUAGCUGGGGGCUGACGAUGCUGGGAUCCAAUUGAGCACGCCAGAGGUCACGCCGCCACGCUGGAGGUCACGUCAUCAUGCCGGAGGUCAUGCCACCACACUAAGGUUAUGCCACCAUGCUAGGGGUCAUGUCACCACGCUAGAGGUCAGCGCUUACACUUCCAUUCAGUUUGGAAGCACUGUUCAGGCCAAUACCUUCAUUUGGGCAGAGAAUGGAGCCUCUUUCCUUUUUUUCCUUUUACUCCAAAGUCCACCCUUUUUCUCUUCAGAUAUAAACCCUCUUAACUUCACUUUCAUGAGAGAGAAGAAAAAAAUCAUCAAAUUUGGUAGCACAUUUGUUUCUCGGACCAUCUCCCAUUCUGUCCUUGUGCGUUACUUACGUUCAACUAGAAAAUUGAAUGUUUGAAACCACUUUCUGUAUCUCGUUAGCCGUAGCUCCCUUUUCUGCCUCUUUAGAUGUUUCCUCAAGAGUUUACUCAGUUUAUAAUCAGAAUACAAAGUCCGUUUCUAACUGGAAGGGAAGUUGUUGCAGUUAAUGCCAGACGGAGCACCUUCCAGGGGUUGAACUCUUCCUGGGAAGUCUGGGCCUCUUGGACUCUCCUCGCACACUCAAGGUCACCACCAGGCCUGGAAGGUGUUUCAAGUUUUAGUUCCGGCCAAGGACGCUCUCUGUUGCUCGGCCUCCCCCCCCCCAGCCCCCGGAAUGAGCUCAUUACGCACAUUCUCCACCACGCAUGGCCAGAGGCCCUUCCUAUGUUCACAGACUACAAGAUGCUUGUUCUGAUUGAGAAACACAAUGAGUGAGCUGUACGUGGGCCGCGCAUGGUAUGCUGGGAUUCUUAAUGGAACUUACUGGGCCGCUCGGCAGCUUGGUUUACCAGUGGAUGGGCUAAAGGUCUCGUCAUUUCUUGGAGGUGAUGGGGAGAGAGCGAAGAGAACACUGGAGCCCACUUGGCACACAGCCCCAGGUGGGACCUCGAUGGAGUUUUGCACUGGAGUGUUUCCAAGGGAAGCUUCCUGGGAACCAGAGCUCUCUGGACAAGUCCCAUACGCCAAAGUCAGAACAUGCGGAUGCCUUUGUGUCCAGCCACGUGUGCAGGCGUGAGGAUUUGCUCAGCUGUCCAGCCCUGGCGUCCUCAUCUUUCUGCCAGCAAGAGGUGGGAUGCGCCGCCCGGGUGAAGGCGUGCAAGGGCCAUCAGUAUGGCCAUAGCCGAGCUGUUCCUGCUACUGAAGGAGCUGUGUGUCCCGAAGACCCGCUUUGUGGCACAGUCCCCCGGCCCCAUGUCCCUCACAGGCAGCAGGUGGAGCGGCAGCCAGCAGGGGAUCCGGCCUGAGCACCAGGGGCUGCAGGGAGAUGUCACGGCAGCGUGCGUGUGUAUUUAUUUACAGUCCUGGGUGUGCACACGCAUGCGUGCGUGGGCACCUUCCACUUCUGUUGCUGAUGAGGCGCCUCCACUCUGGACACCACCUUUUCAUGGAUUGAUUUCUCUGCCAACGAACUUGUCACUUGAGGACACAUCUCGCUCUCCCGCCCCACCCACGACUACGACAGAGGAUUUUUCCUACGCACUCGGAUGCAUGUGAAUAACAUGUAGUGUGAUUCUGCUUCUUACAGAAGUAUUCCCGGAGGUAUUAUUUCCAAUAUUAUUUGGUUUAUGAUACAAAUCUUUUUAUAGACGCAGGCCCAGCCCUUCGGUGCCAAUCAGUGCCAUCCAGACAGUUCCUCUCGAGGGGCCUUUCUCCGGAGGGCGCACCUGGCGCCCCUGCUUUCUCACAGGCAGCCCGGUUCUGGCUGACGGCCCGGGUGUCGUUCCAGACGGCCGUCCUAGAGCCUGUCGUCCAAAACCAAAGUGAAUGGGAGCGUUUCUCAUGACCUGGUAUUGAAGAUACUUUGUGUCCCCAAAGCCGCGUAUCGGACUGUAUUCAGUUGUACACCCUCGGUAGUGGAAGGUAUGCUAAGUGAACCACAGUUACUCUGUACUUUUAUUAAUAUUUAACAUAAUUAAAUGUGGCCCCCGUGA